This is a messenger RNA of Gekko japonicus, 1341 nucleotides long. It is a transcript of the gene NAT14, whose product is annotated as N-acetyltransferase 14 (GCN5-related, putative). NCBI's taxonomy places the organism in Eukaryota, Metazoa, Chordata, Lepidosauria, Squamata, Gekkonidae. The coding region runs from base 115 to 738 and encodes 207 amino acids. The transcript is spliced from 3 exons. The record is from RefSeq and is a predicted model, not a curated record. Gene Ontology annotation, molecular function: N-acetyltransferase activity.
UUCCGUAGAAGUGGAAGGGUGCCUAAGAAGUAUUGGGACAUUCCAUGUCCGUCUACGCGGGGGUGAAAGCGGCUAUAGUCAACAUUACGGGUGCUGUUCUUACCCAUUACUACCAUGCCUACCCUGGAACCUGAGCAGCUGUCCAUCAGGGAAAUGAGAGAGGAUGAAGCAUCAAUUGUUUUGGAGCUUCUGAAGGACGGAUUCAAGGACACGGACAACCGUCUGAUCUUGUAUGUGCUGACACGGCCAUUGGCGCUGCUCUUGAUGGCCGUGGGGAGCAGCGGCCUGCGCUUCUUCCUGAACUCUUUCGUGGUGGCGCUCGUGGUGCCCGUGCUGCUCACGGUCGUGGCUCUGAAACUCCUGCUGUGGCGCUCGCCAGACCUGAGGCAACUCUAUGCCUACUACAAUGCUGGUCGGCGUGGGCUCUGGGUGGCUGUGUAUGACGAGGACGACAUCUGUGGCUGUGUGGCUCUGGAACCCCGGGACGGGGAGCCCCACACGGCGGAGCUCAAACGCUUAGCUGUCAAUCGCUGGUACCGGCGCUCUGGCGUGGGCCGCCGCCUCCUCCGGUUCUUAGAAGCUCAGGCUCGUGCUCAGGGCUUCAAAUGCCUGGUGGCCCAGGUCUCAGUCGUCACCAAGGCGGCCAUUGGGCUCUUUGAAAGCAGUGGCUACAGUGUGAGCAGUGGGCGCCAGUGGUUGGGCUACACUGUCCAGCAGGUGUUCAGCAAGGAGCUGUAGCCUCCACGCUUACGAAUUAAGUGUCCGAGCUGCUCCAGGGACCCCGACAGGGAUCGCACGUGGCCUCGAUUUGGGGGGGAAGCACAAAGCUCCCCAGACAGGCUGUGCUGAGCGAGCCAUCCUGAGCCUCAAACAUGGUAGUUCUGCUCUGCUAGGAGGCCUUUCUCCGCCUGGGAUGUGACGAUGCUGCACGCAAUCAAACGUCACUCUGGGUAAAAGGCUGUUGUUUGAGCCCAUUCCCCAUCCUUGCACGUCAGCCCCCCUUUUUCACCGAGGGGUUCCAAGAAAAGCCAUCUCAGAUAUCUCUCCCUCAUUUUGGGGGAACUGGAAUGAGCACCACCUGUAACCCUGUCUCCUGUCUCAGACCAGGGCUGUGUAUAGUCUACUGCGCACAUCCAGUUUUUUUGCACCAGGACAACCUCACGUCCUGUGAUCUGAGUCACUCAUGCAAAUCGAACUCAUUGUUUUGCAAAAUUUAUUCUCAUUCUGCUACUCAGAAGGAAGGCAUUAUGAGCACUGAAACCUAACCUGCAAGUCACUUCACAACACACUAGCAACAGUCUUCCUACGGUCCCAAGAAGCACACUCCCACUACCCACCCAC